Molecule: messenger RNA, 1049 nt
Organism: Stereum hirsutum FP-91666 SS1
Lineage: Eukaryota; Fungi; Basidiomycota; Agaricomycetes; Russulales; Stereaceae
Product: ribonuclease H-like protein
Exons: 2
Coding region: 57-1049 (330 amino acids)
Biological process (GO): DNA catabolic process
Cellular component (GO): cytoplasm
Molecular function (GO): 3'-5'-DNA exonuclease activity; nucleic acid binding
Source: RefSeq, a predicted model, not a curated record
CGCUAGUCAACUCCCUUGUUCCUCCUGCUCCGAACCUGCUCAGAACUCUUAGCUAAAUGCCAACAGAAGGACCGUCAACCGAGCCCCAUAAUGCCCGUUCGAGCGAGACAACAGGAUCCACCUCCAGCGCACAUCCUCUGCAAGCGACUUCCUCUCCUGGCAAACGUCCUCGCGUCGAAGAAGAUGAGGAGGACAAAGCGGAUUUGGUCGGGACGAUGCUCAAUAUAUAUUUCGACCAAUGUUCCGACACCGAACGUCGAGACUUCAAGCGUCGUGUGUACGAAGUCGAGCGUAACAAGGCCAUACAAGCCUUCGUCCCAUCUUCCCUAGUUCUGACGCGCCCUCUCGUUUGUUUUGACUUCGAGACCACGGAUCUCUUGCCCCAUGGACGGAUACUUUCUAUGUCAUUCAUCAAGGUUCACCCUCGCUCUGGCGGCGCGUCCUCCAAUAAAGUGGAGGUAUUCAUGAUGGGGAACCUUCGACCCACCGAUGGCAGCGUCUAUGUCAACCCAGGCGUACCAUCUCACCCGGCAGCUUUGAAGGUCCAUCGAAUCAAGGACUCUGACCUAUCCUCCCUUCCACCAUUCUCUGCCCACGCUCAAUCAUUAUUGGCGUUCUUGAAAGGAUGCGACCUCCUUGGCCAUAACAUCAAGGUCUUCGAUGUCGAACUCCUCGUCAAAGAGUUCAAGCUCUGUAACAUCGACUGGUCUCCCGACACUGCCGGCGUGAAUCUGCUGGACACCAAGCAGCUUUAUUCACAAUUCGAUUCGGGCGGGAACCUCGAAUCUGCGUAUAGGAAAUACGUAGGCGACGAGAUGCAGGGAGCACACAACGCGGAGGCGGAUACGAUUGCUACUUUGAGGGUUUUAUGUGGGAUGGUAACGAAGUCGGCCAAGAUUCGGGAUGCUGUGGAGCAUAUUUUACGACCAACGACCGCCGUAGCUGGACCGAGGCCUAGUUCGAGCUCCACGACGAGUAAUGUUCGACCUAGUCCAGCGGGAGUCCGACGUUUAGUGGCCACUAUGUCCUCUCCCGCUGUGACAAAAUGA